ACCAUUUAUUCCAAGCACAAGCCCCAUACAUCUCACCCACCUCAACAAGUCCCCCUCCCCCUCCACCACCACCACAAAAAAAACUCCUUUCACCUCACCCCUACCUCUUACAUAACUGAGGUUAGGUUUUAUUAUUAUUCACAAGAGGAGAAGAGAGAGAGAGAGAGAGAGGGAGGGGGGGGGACAACAAGUGUUGUGUUGAGUAGAGAGAGAUCUAAGAAUUGUUUGCAAAAGAUGGAGCUUUUUCCAGCACAACCAGAUUUAUCCCUGCAAAUCAGCCCCCCAGCAAGCACCACCACCACCACACCCCCACCAAGUUGGAGGAAGCAGCAACAAGAUCACGGGAACAUGGAAUUAGGGUUUUGGAGGAGAGCCCUAGCCUCCUCCUCCUCCUCCUCCUCCUCCUCUUCUAUGUCCAAGGAGCUGUUGCAUGGAGCCUCUUUUGACCUCUCCCUAGCAAACCCUAGCCCCACAGAUCCCCCCCACAACAACAACAACAACUCAAGUAGCAACCUCCUCCUCCACCCCCCCCACCACCACCACCACCACCUCCACUUCCUCCACCACCACCCACAACCACUGCUACAAGAUGGUGUUCUCAUGAGGCCCAUAAGAGGCAUUCCUCUAUACAAACACCACCUACAUAAUACUAGUAGUAGUUGUACUAGUAGUCCCCUCCCUUUACUCCCACAUUAUCAUCAUCAUCAUCAUCAGCAGCAUCAGCAGCAGCAGCAGCAGCAGCAGCAGCAGCAGCAGUUGUGUGAUCACUCCUCUUCGACGAACAACUUCGCUCCGUUCGUGGCGUCGCAAGGGUUGCUGUCGAGAGCCCGGUACCUGUCGAAAUUCCCCACGAAGCGGAGCGUGAGGGCGCCAAGAAUGCGGUGGACGUCGACGCUCCACGCGCGCUUCGUUCACGCCGUAGAGCUUCUAGGGGGGCAUGAGAGGGCUACACCAAAAUCAGUUCUUGAGCUCAUGGAUGUGAAAGAUCUCACCUUGGCUCAUGUGAAGUCUCACUUGCAGAUGUAUCGGACGGUGAAAAAUACCGAUAAGCCGGUUUCUCCGGGCCAAUCUGAUGGAUUUGAGAACGGUUCGACGGGAGAAAUUUCCGACGACAAUUUGGGAGAUAUUCACAGCACUCAGAGAUCAGAAUCAUCAACUCAACAUGGGAAAUUAGGAAAUCAACAUGGUAGCAAUUAUGGUGGCUUGUGGAGCAAUUCCUCAAGGGGAGGCUGGUCUAAUGGAUUACCAAGUGAAUCCACCACAGGGAGUUUGCAUAAUUUUAAGGAAAAGCAACCGAAAAGCUUCGAGAUCUCCGAUAUGAACUCGUCGUGCCUCUCGGAGACAUCGAGCCCGAGCAAGCCCAAUCUUGAGUUCACAUUAGGAAGGCCAAAUUGAUCCAAACUACUCUCUCUCCAUUCAUGGUUCAAUCAACAACUUAUGACAAGAAUCCAACAUUUACUUAAAGCUUCAAAAGUGGGAGGAGGGAAAAAAAGGAAAAGUAAAAGAAGAGAGACAAGGAGACAUCUGAGGCAAAAGGCAAGAGAAAAGUGAAAAAGAAUAUGUGCAUGCAUGUGUUUGAUAGAGAGAGAGAGAGA
Ananas comosus (pineapple) is the source of this 1595-nucleotide messenger RNA. RefSeq names its product probable transcription factor KAN2. The record is from RefSeq and is a predicted model, not a curated record. Gene Ontology annotation, molecular function: transcription cis-regulatory region binding. Gene Ontology annotation, biological process: abaxial cell fate specification; regulation of DNA-templated transcription. The transcript has 6 exons. NCBI's taxonomy places the organism in Eukaryota, Viridiplantae, Streptophyta, Magnoliopsida, Poales, Bromeliaceae. The coding region runs from base 235 to 1395 and encodes 386 amino acids. Gene Ontology annotation, cellular component: nucleus.